Messenger RNA from Polyodon spathula (Mississippi paddlefish), 733 nucleotides. Its product is annotated as band 3 anion transport protein-like. Gene Ontology annotation, biological process: monoatomic anion transport; transmembrane transport; regulation of intracellular pH. The transcript has 2 exons. The record is from RefSeq and is a predicted model, not a curated record. Bases 10 to 291 code for a protein of 93 amino acids. Gene Ontology annotation, molecular function: solute:inorganic anion antiporter activity; bicarbonate transmembrane transporter activity. NCBI's taxonomy places the organism in Eukaryota, Metazoa, Chordata, Actinopteri, Acipenseriformes, Polyodontidae. Gene Ontology annotation, cellular component: basolateral plasma membrane; plasma membrane.
GACUUCUCUAUGUUAAUGCUCCCCCCCAUGCUGCAGGUGAAGACGUGGCGCAUGCACAUGUUCACCCUGAUUCAGAUUCUCUGUCUGGCGCUUCUGUGGGGGAUCAAGUCCAGUCCUGCCUCGCUGGCUCUGCCCUUCAUCCUCAUCCUCACCAUCCCCCUGCGCAGGUUCCUGCUCGCCCGCCUCUUCAGCGAGAUCGAGAUCAAAUGCUUGGACGCGGACGAUGCCAAGGUGCAGUUUGACGAGACUCUAGGAGAGGACGUCUAUGAUGAGAUCCAGAUGCCCGUCUAACCUCCGGGGGAGGCCCUUCACAAUUCUAGUCAGGAUCACUCCGAGCUUCCGCACAUCUCCAAAAUACUACCCAGGGACCCAACUUUGCCUUCCAGCCAAUGCAAGGCACGAACGCAGAUUAAAAAACUUCAGGGAUCGGAGAAUCUGAGCCAUUAACCGAUUUACAUAUUAGCAAUCAUUUAGAUUCAUUUUCAAGUGCCUAUAUUGCCAUGCUGGACUGUUACUGGAAACAGUAGUGAUCUAAGCAGGGGUAUAUUCUCUUAACCUCUAACUUUAGGUUUUAUUUGGUGAUAACUUAGGGUCUGCUGAAAAUGUAUAUAAAAUACGCUUUUGAACUUUCUGUACUGUCAGUUUCCAUCUCUCAUCAGGCCGCUGUGGUCUCAAAACUAGUAAACACACACACACAUAUAUAUAUAUAUAUAUAUAUAUAUAUAUAUAUAUA